UCAGAGGCGGACAGAGGGACAAACGAGUAUCGCGUUGACUUAACUAGUCCGUUUAUUGUCGCUGUUUGUCCGUGACAGCAGGUUUGGGUUUUACCAGACACUCAGACAUCACCUCCACCGGGAUAUGAGGCUUCUUUAGGGUGGUGUCGAGCUGUCAUUCACCGCUGAGGAAACGCCAGUCUCCGUGUGUUGGUAAAGACUCAGCAGCUGUAGAAGACCCGCCAGACCAUGAACUACGUGGGCCAGUUGGCGGGCCAGGUGUUCGUCCAGGUCAAAGAGCUCUACCGAGGCCUCAAUCCCGCCACGCUCUCUGGCUGCAUUGACGUCAUCGUAGUGAGACAGCCCGAUGGAUCCCUGCAGUGCUCACCUUUCCACGUCCGCUUCGGCAAGAUGGGAGUCCUCCGCUCCCGAGAGAAAGUGGUGGACAUGGAGAUCAACGGCGAGCCAGUGGAUCUACACAUGAAGCUCGGGGACAAUGGAGAAGCAUUCUUUGUGCAGGAAACAGAAAAUGAUCAGGAAGUGGUUCCCUCCUACCUGGCCACCUCUCCCAUCUUGUCAGACGGGGCCAUCAUGAUGAGCUCCUCCCUGAUGGGGAAGAGCUCCGGGCCACCGAUACAGACCCUGGGCUCCGCGGGGACCUUGGGAGAGACUGGCAGUUCCAUGAUGAUGAAGAAGAGAAGGAAAAGGAGGAGGAAGGCCAGGGCGGACAGCGUACGGAGGGAGGAGAGCGGGGAAUACUCGGAGGACGAAGACAUGUUCACUAUAGACAUCAGCUCGGAUGAAAUGGCGGAGAUUGAGAGCAACAGGAGUUCGUCUCGGGAUGUUCUAAGAGAGGAGACCACAACCACUUCAACCAGCGGCUCAUUCAAACAGACGGGCAUCUACACUCGUUCAGAUGGAGAGUGGAGCCCCAUUCAGAGCCCUGGAAACUCUCGUCCUACCUCUCCUAAGAGCGACUCUGAGCUAAUGACCAAGCCGUCAGACGCAGACAAUCAGGAUCAAGCCAUGCACUGGGCGUGGGGAGAGCUGCCACAGGCUGCCACGCCGUCCUUCCUCCCAGUGAAACCAGACCCUCCACCAGUUUGCCCAGUGUCCAUCCCAGUGUCUGAGAGCACACACUUCCGUGUGAUAACUCACGAGACGUCGUCGGAACAGUGUGGACCCUGCUCUGAAAUAUCGGCACUCAGGCUGCUGAUGCCAGGGGAGACCAGGGAGGAGACAGUGGGGAUGGAGUCAGAGUCCAUGAGGGUGGAGACCCAGACAGCUGGAGGUGUCGCAGCUCAUACAAUAGCUGACAUGGAGGAGACGACUCCUCGGCCACAGGGCAAGACGGACUCUCCGUCCAAGAGAAAAGACAAGAGAAGCCGCCAUCUAGGCUCAGAUGGGAUUUACCUGGAUGACAUCACAGAACUCGAGCCUGAAGUGGCGGCUCUUUAUUUCCCUAAGAGUGACAGUGGUUCGACAGUGAGGAGCAUGUCAGACCCAGGCCUCCACAGCGCCAGUCUGUCCCCACAGUCUGUCAGCUCUGGAGGAGACAGCGGAGUGGACAGCUACUGCGACCCCAUGGGUGACAUGCCGUCUAUCGCCAUCUCCUUGUGUGGUGGACUCAAUGAAAACAGGGAGAUCACGAAAGAUCAGUUCCACGAGAAGAUCAUCACAUACCAGCAGUUUGCGGAAAACCCCUCCAUCAUCGACGACCCCAACUUGGUCGUGAAAAUUGGCUCCAAAUACUAUAAUUGGAGCUCUGCGGCUCCACUUAUGCUGGCUAUGCAGGCCUUCCAGAAACCGCUGCCAAAGGCUGCAGUGGAGAACAUCAUGAAGGAGAAGAUGCCCAAGAAAGGAGGGCGGUGGUGGUUCUCGUGGCGAGGCAGAAACAGCAGCACCAAAUCGGAUUCAGUGUCUGAGCGUGGGGCCUGUGGCUACGCUGAGCAGGCUGGGAAAAUGUCCAGCAGACAUAAAGAAGAAUCGUCCUCUAGUGAUGAAGACCACAGGGCAGCACUACAGAGCUCUUCCUCCAUCCAGUCAGAGCCAUCGGGGGGCGUGUCUUAUAAGAAAACACUUCGGCUCACGUCAGAGCAGCUGCUGUCUCUCCAGCUGCAGGACGGUCCUAACGAUGCUGUGUUCAGUGUGACCACUCAGUACCAGGGAACCUGUCGCUGUCAGGGCACCAUCUACCUCUGGAACUGGGACGACAAGAUCAUCAUCUCUGACAUAGAUGGAACCAUCACCAGGUCGGACACACUGGGUCACAUCCUGCCCACACUGGGGAAAGACUGGACCCACCAGGGCAUCGCACACCUCUACCACAAAGUCAGCCAAAAUGGCUACAAGUUCCUGUACUGUUCAGCUCGAGCUAUCGGCAUGGCUGACAUGACCAGAGGUUACCUCCACUGGGUCAACGAGAGAGGCACCAUGCUGCCUAUGGGCCCCGUCCUGCUCAGCCCGAGCAGCCUCUUUUCAGCUCUUCACAGGGAGGUGAUUGAGAAGAAACCAGAGAAAUUCAAGGUGGAGUGUCUCAACGAUAUCAAGAACCUCUUCUACCCAAACACACAGCCGUUCUAUGCAGCGUUCGGCAACAGACCAACGGAUGUGUAUUCUUAUAAAGAAGUCGGAGUGCCACUGAACAGGAUUUUCACAGUGAACCCUAAAGGCGAGCUGGUGCAGGAGCACGCCAAGACCAACAUCUCAUCUUACGUCCGUCUGGGUGAGGUGGUGGACCACGUGUUCCCCCUGAAGAUGCGAGCCUCCUCCUCAGACUUCCCCUGCUCGGACACCUACAGCCACUUCACCUUCUGGAGGCAGCAGCUCCCCCGGGUGGACCAUCAGGGAACUACACCUCCACAGACUCCCACUCCCAGCAGCUGACUACCUGUGGCCUGCUGAGCACUGACUGACUGAUGGUGACAUAUGUGUGUGUGUUUUGACUUUGUAGAUUUGUGUAGCAGAUGGAGCACUUUGAGUGCACAGCAGACAGAGAGAUACUGAAAGGGGAAGUUUGGUAUUUUCAACCUGGGCCAUAUUUUUCCAUCUUCUUGUGUCUUCGUGACUGAUAAGAACAAUUUUUAAGAAUGAUUUAGUACUGAGUGAGAGGGCAUGUUCCCACUGUCAGUUUACGUCCACUAAUGGUGCUUGUUUUUGUCACUGACAGGCUCCGAUGAAUAUUAUAAGUGUCUGACAACGAUAUGGAAAGGAUCCCUACAGAGAUAGACCUUUUUUGUUAAAGAAUAAGAUCCUUUUUUAAUCAGAAACAGCCCCAAAAUUGCUAUCGUCAAACCCACCAGACUCCAUUUAAAUAAACAGUCAUUUUAGCCUGUAUAGAGGCAACAUAUUUUUAUUUCUACCUUGGUGAAUUUCAGGUUUGUUUCAACCAAAUCAGAGUUGGUGAUUGUUGGAACAGUGGAAAGACAAACCAAGGAAGCUUUUGUUAGUUUUUAUUUUGUUCCUGUCGACAUUGACUGAAGUGUAUUUUACAAUGAUAAAGUUACUGUUAUUUAAAUGGAGUCUGGUGGGUUUGGCGAUUUUGGGACUGUUUCUGGUUAAACAAAAAGGAUCUUACUCCUUAACAAAAGGCAAGGCAUCUUUAUUUGUUCAUUUCAUGCACCAGGGCAUUUCAAAGUGCUUUACAGAGCAAUGAAAUAUACAACAUAAUAAAGGAUACAGAAAAGAGUAACAAGAAAAAAAUACAUUUUAAAAUUUAAAUUAAUUACUAAAUGAUUUAUAAAUUAAAAAUGACAAUUGAAAAAUCACCAUUAAAAAUAGCAAAAGUGCAGACAAGAGGUGCAAAGAUUAUUUAAAAUGAUUUGAAACUGAGUUUAAAAAUACGUUUGCAGUCGUUACAGGGUGGAGUAGGCAGUGUAAAAAUGGAACGUUUUUAGCUUUGACUUAAAAGUGGUCAGAGAAGUUUGUGCUGCAUCAUAACAAAAUGCCCAUGUUUUGCUCUGACUCUUGGGACGGUCAGUACCCCGGCUCCAGAUGUCCUCAGGGUCCUAGAAGUUUAAUGUGUCACAAGCAUGUCCGAGAUUUAUUUGUGCGCUGAGUGUGUGCGUGAUUCAUACACAAGCAGCAAGACUUUGAAAUCGAUUCUCUGAGUGACAGGUAACCAGUGUAAGGAUUUUAGAAGCGGCGUAACGUGGUCAUAUUUCCUAGUUUUUGUCCGGACCCUUGCAGCAGCAUUCUGAAUAAGCUGAGGUGAAAAAGGUCUAUCUCUGUAGGGAUCCUUUCCAUAACGUUGUCAGACACUUGUAAUAACAAUCUGAGCCUGUCAGUGACAAAAGCAAGCACUUAAGAAGGUUUUUGAAAAAUUGUUAUUCCCAUUAGUCACAAAAUAAAAUAGGGUCCAUGUUGAAAAAUACUGAACUCACUCUUUAAGUGGGUAAAUCAGCUGUGAAUACUCUGAAAACGCACAAGAUGGAUGUAAGCGCACUUUUAUGAUGAGACGGCCUCUGUAGCCUUCUGACUAGAUAUAUGUAUAUGAGAUAUUAUAGUUAUUUAUUCAGGCAGCUUAGCACAUGUAUUAUGUUUGAGUGACUGUUGACAUUACUUAAGUAGCAAGACAUUAUAGGCUGUUUAUGCAGACAGUUGUAUACUCUACGAAUACACAGUAUACCUAUGGCAUCUGUUCAGAAGUGCAGUGAGCACACGUCAGAGAGCAAGUUACUUCAACUUGUGCCAAAUACUUAAUGUAGAAUUUAUUUUCUUACUUCGAGACUGUUACCGAUCCGCGAUCAGCUGAUAUAUACGUACAUGCAGGGUUAUUUUACUUUAUAGCAACAUGUGUGUGUGUGAUCUUUUAUUUUGUUUGGAAGAAAUCAGUUAAAUUGUAUUACAGAGCACAACGAAUGAAUGAACAUCCACGCAGCUUGAUAUUCUCCUGACUGAGGUACAUUGUAGUUUAGAAUAUUUAUUGUUGAGACAUUUUGACAAAAGAAACAGAAGCACAACAUUUUUAACGGUCAAAAUAAUCAGUUUUCUCUAAAAGAAAUCAAGAGUAUCUGUGAGUAGAAUCGCUGAAUAGUUUUUAUUUUUCUAUCGAAAUCACACGGUGUGUAUGUGUCGUGAUCAGAGUGUCAUAUCUGUGGUGGCCUUCAUGAGACGCCUUUUAAUUUAUCAGUUACACUUCAUGCGAUGAAUCUAUGUGACUGUUUCCACUCUCUGAGAGUCAUGUUUGUUUCCAUAUAUGCCAUUAAAUGUAUUUUAUUUAUUCAUCUGAUCACAUAUUGACUGUCAUCAAGUUAUAUUUUUCAUUACUCAUUGGUUCUUUUACUGUAGCGUUACUGCCAUUCCCUUGUACUAUCCCUUAAAGCAGUCUGGAAACCCUCAUCAGACCAUCCACAGCUUAGAGGCUGAAGUAUUAAAGCAAUGUUCAACCUUUUUUCUAAGACAUUUGAAAAGUGGUCCUUAUUUCUUACACCACCGCAGAUAACCUGAGUCCAUAUGUGAGCAGGAGCUGACCUGCCUAAUGUAUCAGUGGUCUUACUGUGAACAUCACCACCUGAGUAAGCGUGUAGUUUGUGACAGAGGGUGUGUAUAUAGAUGAUUUAUUAUUCUUUCCAUGAAAGAGCUCAGACAGCAUGAAAGCGUAUUAUCUUUGCCUUAACUGUGAACAACAUGAUCAAUAACUUGUUCAUUUACUCUCCACCCCGUCUCUUGACCAGGUCACUGUUAAACUGAUGUAAUCAAACUCAAUAAAAAAUGCAUUGGUACAGCA
Messenger RNA from Epinephelus moara (kelp grouper), 5707 nucleotides. RefSeq names its product lipin 1b (gene lpin1b). Gene Ontology annotation, biological process: positive regulation of transcription by RNA polymerase II; triglyceride biosynthetic process; fatty acid catabolic process. Gene Ontology annotation, molecular function: transcription coactivator activity; phosphatidate phosphatase activity. Gene Ontology annotation, cellular component: nucleus; mitochondrial outer membrane. The record is from RefSeq and is a predicted model, not a curated record. Bases 229 to 2865 code for a protein of 878 amino acids. The transcript has 20 exons. Lineage: Eukaryota; Metazoa; Chordata; Actinopteri; Perciformes; Serranidae.